Acanthopagrus latus (yellowfin seabream) is the source of this 4439-nucleotide messenger RNA. RefSeq names its product voltage-dependent calcium channel subunit alpha-2/delta-4-like. Lineage: Eukaryota; Metazoa; Chordata; Actinopteri; Spariformes; Sparidae. The transcript has 41 exons. Gene Ontology annotation, cellular component: voltage-gated calcium channel complex. The record is from RefSeq and is a predicted model, not a curated record. Bases 661 to 3690 code for a protein of 1009 amino acids. Gene Ontology annotation, molecular function: voltage-gated calcium channel activity.
GCGGUCAAACAGGGUAUUGCAAUCACGAUGGGCGGUGAAGGUGGUCGGUGGCGUGUCCCGGAGAAGAAGCCAGGUGAAGCUAACACCUGUUCAUUCAUAAAAAAAGGAAAGAAAAUAAAACAGCAGGAUGUCGGUAUCGUCAACUGAUUGAGACACGAUGAACCGUCUGAAAGUACCGGGAAGUCACGAUAAAAAUAACGUUAACUCCGGCAAGAAAUCAAAUAAAAACAGCCGGGGUUGUUCGUUAGCUAGCUAACAUAGUUACGCAGUAAGCUAGCAGAACAGGCUAAGCUAGCAGCGACUGGAGUUCUAACCGCCAAAAGAGAAACAAGAUCAGUGGGACGUUAUGAUGUGGACAUGGACCCUGAAACCUCCAUGAAGGACAGGACAGGACGGGACAACUCUCUUCUACAAAGGCUAACUGGUGGGGAGGGGGUUAGACCUUAAGUUACUUCCUGUGGCCCCCGGUCCUCCAGAUCAGACUGCUUUCUGGUGCAGCAGUGGGCGUCUGUGUUCUCUGUUCAGCUUCGAGAGCUGACCACCAAAUACUCCGGCUCUCUGCUGCUGCAGAAGAAACUGAAGGAUGUCGAGUCCAUCGUAAAGAUCGUGGAGCUGAACGGAGACGACUUGGUGAAGGAUUACUCGGAUGAAAUCGAGCGGAUGUUGGGGAGCAAGAUGAAGUCAGUGAAGAGGUUGGCAGAGUCUGCAGAGGAUGCUGAUCUGUACCAUGAUUUCAACGCCACAUUAGAGUUUGAUUAUUACAACUCCAUGAUGAUCAACACGGUGGACGAGGACGGGAACAGCUUGGAGCUGGGCGGAGAUUUUCCCCUGGAGGAGAACGAACACUUCAACAACAUGCCGGUGAACGUGGUGCAGAGCGACAUCCAGGUUCCCACCAACGUCUACAACAAAGAUCCAAACAUCCUGAACGCCAUCUAUAACUCUGAGGCGUUAAACGACGUCUUCAUCAGUAACUACCAGAAGGAUCCGACGCUCACCUGGCAGUACUUCGGCAGCUCCACCGGGUUCUUCAGAAUCUACCCCGGUAUUAAAUGGACUCCAGACUCCAACGGUGUCGCAGCUUUUGACUGCAGGAACAGAAAUUGGUACAUCCAGGCAGCCACGUCUCCCAAAGACAUCAUCAUCAUGGUGGACAUCAGCGGCAGCAUGAAGGGACUGAAGAUGACCAUCGCCAAACACACCAUCAACACCAUCCUGGACACACUGGGAGAGAACGACUUCGUCAAUGUCAUCGCUUACACGGACUACGUUCGCUACGUGGAGCCGUGCUUCAGAGGGACUCUGGUCCAGGCUGACUUGGACAACAGAGAGCACUUUAAGAUUCUGGUGGACGAGCUGCACGUUAAAGGAGAAGCGAAGAUCAAGAACGCGAUGAAGGAAGCUUUCAAAAUCCUCAAUGAGGCGAGGGCGAACGGUCAGGGCAGCAUGUGUAACCAGGCCAUCAUGCUGAUCACGGACGGAGCCAUGGAGGACUUCGAGUCCGUCUUCGAAGAGUUCAACUGGCCUGAGCGCAGGGUGCGAGUCUUCACCUACCUGAUUGGCAGAGAGAUGACCUUCGCUCAAAACACCAAGUGGAUCGCCUGCAACAACAAAGGUUACUACACACACAUCUCCACGCUGGCCGACGUGCAGGAGAACGUCAUGGAGUACCUUCACGUGCUCAGCCGACCGAUGGUCAUCAACCACGACCACGACAUCAUUUGGACGGAAGCCUACAUGGACACUGUGCUUCCCAACACCAAAGAGCUCUUCAACACCAAGGCUCAGAGUCUGCUGCUGAUGACCUCAGUGGCCAUGCCCGUCUUCAGCAAGAAGAAGGAAACGCUGUCCCAUGGGAUCCUGCUGGGUGUGGUUGGCUCUGACAUCCCCCUGAUGGAGGUGAUGAAGCUGGCACCCAGAUACAUGCUGGGAGCUCACGGCUACGCCUUCCUCAUCACUAAUAACGGUUACAUCCUGGCUCAUCCUGACCUUCGACCUCUGUAUAAAGAUGGAAAGAAACUGAAGCCGAAGCCGAACUACAACAGUGUGGAUCUGGGUGAGGUGGAGUGGGAGGAUACGGAGGAGAGGCUGAGAACAGCCAUGGUGAAGGGACAGACUGGCAGCACCAGCCUGAACGUCAGAGCUUCAGUGGAUAAAGGAAAACGACCUCUUUACCUCACCAACAAUUACUUCUACACAAACAUUGAUGAGACACCUUUCAGCUUCGGCAUGGUGCUGACGAGGGGUCACGGAAGCCUGAUGUUCUUGGGAAACGUUUCUGUGGAGGAAGGCCUGCAUGAUCUCACCUCCCCCGACCUCAGCAUCGCCACUGAGUGGACUUACUGUGAGACGGACAUCGACCCCGCCCACCGAAAGUUCACACAGCUUCAGGCCGCCAUCCGCUACCUGCUGGGGAAGGAGCCCGACCUCGAGUGUGACGAGGUGUUGCUGCAGCAGACGCUGUUUGACGCCGUGGUAACGGCUCCACUGGAAGCGUACUGGAACGCCCUGAUGCUCAAUGACAGGGUGGAGCCCGGAGUGGAGACGGCCUUCCUCGGGACUCGUUCCGGCCUGAUGAGGAUCAUAAGAUACGCAGGAGUGGAGACCAGAGUGGCAAAGAAGUUUCUGACUCCGGCUGAUAAAGACAACCUGUUCACCGUCGAUCACUUCCCUCUGUGGUACCGCCUGGCCGUGGAAAACACGCCUGGAAGCUUCCUCUACUACCCCGUCAACGACAAAGGAGUGAAGUUCAUCAUAGCAACAACAUCUGUGACGGUGUCAUCAGGAGGAAAGACGGCCAUGGCUGGAGCUAUCGGGGUGCAGAUGUCCUUGGACUGCCUGGAAAAGAGGUUCUGGGCCAUCGCCAAGCAGCCCAGCGACACAGACUGUACAAGCAUCGAAGGCGUGUGUCCUCUCAGCUGUGAGAGUGCUGAUCUCAACUGUUUCCUGGUCGACAACAACGGCUUCAUCCUGCUGUCCAAGGAGAGGAACGAGGUCGGCCGCUUCUUUGGCGAGGUGGACGGAUCCGUCAUGGCGUCGCUGAUCAAGAUGGGAAUGUACAAAAAAGUGUCGCUGUUCGACUACCAGGCGAUGUGUAAGAACAGUCAUCAUCACGCCAGCAGCGGCCAUCGUCUGCUCAGCCCGUUUUACGUCAUGGCAGCGUUGAUGAGAUGGUUCUUCUCCAACGCGCUCAUGUUCCUGCUGGACUUUAACUUCUGUGGUCUGUGGCACUCUGAUUACUUCGUGGACGCCAAGGCUGGCUACCAUACAUCUCAUAAGCAGAAGAAGGUGGAGGCGCUGCAGCCCUGUGACACAGCGUAUCCCGGCUUCAUGUACGACACGUCUGUGAAAGAAGCAAACAGCCUCAUCAAGUGUGGACGCUGCCAGAAGAUGUUUGUGGUCCAGGCGAUUCCUGACAGUAAUCUGGUUCUGGUGGUGACUCAGGCCGACUGCGACUGUUCUCGUCAGUACGGACCGAUUCUGCUGGAGCCCAAAGAGAUCAAAUAUAACGCCACCGUGAAGUGCAACAGGAUGAAGUCACAGAAGGUGCGGCGGCGCCCGGAGUCCUGUCACGCCUACCACCCGAAGGAAAAUGCGAAGGAAUGUGGAGGAGCGUCGUCCAUCUCUCUGUCGCUCGCUCUCUUCUCGGCCUCUCUGCUCGUGUCGUCACUCCUCCAACAUCGGACGUAGAAUAAAACGACCAAUCAGGACGCUGUGAGGGCGGCGAGGAUUUGAAGCAGGCGGCCACGGGAUGUUUUUAUUCACUCGACACGACGACGGGACGUCUCAGAUCUUCUGGCCUGCUGAUCAGACGAGCUCGGCUCACUCUGCAGUGGAGAUUAAAGGGCUAUUUGAUUUUCUUUCUUUCUUUUUUAACAAACUGCAUCUAGGAUUAUUUUCUCCUUCCUGGAAUAAACUGAAGUAGCUCGAGAGCUGCAGGAGAAACCAGAUGGACAGAUGUAAACGUGCAGCUGGAGGAGAAACUUUGCCAUUACACACAAAGAAUGUAGCUUCUUUGUAGCUUUUUGAUACAGAAACCUUGUAUACAAGUAGAGUUUUACAUUCAAAUGAUUUUUUUUAAAAAUAGGGAAUAACUGAGCAGCUGUUUGAGGUCAAAGGUCAACAGAAAGUACAAGUGGCCAAAUGAAGUGGUGUCAUAAAUAUUUGCAGUGUUUGGUGAAGAGUCCAGGUUCCUGCGCAGCGUGAAGCGAACAGUGUGGAAUCUGAUUUUAGUGAUUUGUGGGAGAAAGAGUUGAAUUAAUCUGAGACCUGAUUAGUUUGAGAGACGAUGCAGUAAAAUCUCUGAACUGCCUGAAUUCAUAGUUUCACAAAUGAUGUCGUCAUGUCAUGAUGGUUUCCAUGGAUACUGCGAGUAAACAAUGCAGCACACUGAAGCAGAAACAUGAAUAAAUGUAACUUUUCUUUUUUCCACUCGUACA